Erythranthe guttata (spotted monkey flower) is the source of this 2436-nucleotide messenger RNA. RefSeq names its product glutamate receptor 2.8. Gene Ontology annotation, molecular function: ligand-gated monoatomic ion channel activity. The record is from RefSeq and is a predicted model, not a curated record. Gene Ontology annotation, cellular component: membrane. Lineage: Eukaryota; Viridiplantae; Streptophyta; Magnoliopsida; Lamiales; Phrymaceae.
AUGACGAGCCUCACAUUGUGCCUCUCCGAUUUUUAUUCGUCCAAUUUAAACUACUCGACAAGGCUUGUGCUUCACACAAGGGAUUCAAAAGGGCGAGUCACCGACGCUGCAUCGACCGCUCUAAGUUUGUUGAAGGAUGUGCAAGUUGAUGCGAUAAUCGGUCCUCAAAGAUCAUCACAAGCAACCUUCGUGAUUGGCCUCGGAGACGCAGCGAACGUGCCGAUUAUUUCUUUCUCCGCAACGAGUGCUUCUCUGCAUCCUCAAACUCCGUAUUUCCUUCAAACCGCCCUAAACGAUGCUGCUCAAGUUGAUGCUGUUGCUGCCGUAGUUAAGUACUUUCGUUGGUAUCAAAUUGUUCUCGUGUACGAAGAUUCGGAGUUUGGUAAUGGCAUUACUCCUUAUUUGGCUAAUGCAUUUCAACAAGUAAACGCUCGUGUUUCGUACCGAAGCAUUAUCCCUGUCUCGGCAAGUGACGAUUUCAUCCUUCAAGAGAUGUACAAGAUGAAAACUAUGCAGACGAGGGUGUUUGUUGUUCAUACGUCGAGCGUCCUUGCUUCUAGAAUCUUCCUCAAAGCAAAGGAAGCAGAAAUGACGAGCGACGGCUAUGCGUGGAUAGUGACAAGCGGAAUCAUGGAUUUAUUUUAUUCGUUGAACUCAAGUGUUGUAGAGUCCAUGCAAGGAGUUGUUGGUGUGAAACCGCUCGUUCCACGAUCGAGUAAACUCAAUUCCACCACCGUAAGGUGGAGGAAGAAGUUUGCAGAUGAUAAUCCAGGAAUCACUCCACAAGAAGAGAUAAACCUUUACGGGGUUUGGGCAUACGAUACAUUGUGGGCGUUGGCUAUGGCUGCUGAGAAAACGGGAUUUAAGGAGCCGAGUUCUUCGCCAAACUCGACAGACGUGUUUAGUACUGGAAUUUCACAAACAGGUCCGAAGCUUCUUGCUGCAAUGUUGGAUACUAAAUUCGAAGGGCUCGCCGGAAACUUCCAACUGGAUAACGGUCAACUAAAGCCGUCGUCUUUCGAGAUCUUGAAUGUAAAUGGAAAGGGGCUGAGACAAGUUGGAAUAUGGACACCGUUUGUUCAAAGUUCAAGUCAAGUGUACGGGAAUGCAACGGGUUUUACAGGUGAGAAAUUGGAGAAUAUUAUAUGGCCUGGAGAGUCGAGGAAUGUACCGAAGGGUUGGGAGGUUCCGUUAAGUGGUAAAAAGCUUAGAGUUGGAGUUCCGUCUGCUGCCGGUUUUCCGGAGUUUGUCAAAGUGGAAAGGGAUCCAAAAACAAAUAGCACAAAAAUAAGUGGUUUGUACAUAGAUUUGUUCGAUGCAAUCAUGGCAGAGCUACCUUAUGCAGUUCGAUACGAAUACGUCCCGUUUGCUGGGAGCUACGAUGAUUUAUCAUACCAAGUUUCUACUGGGAACUACGAUGCUUCUGUUGGAGACAUAACGAUCACAGCAACGAGAUCACGAUACGUCGUGUUCACACUUCCGAUAGAAGACGGUGGGGUGACAAGGAUACAGAAAAUUCAAUAUGAUAGCGACCCAAACGAUAAAUGGUUUUUCUUGAAGCCCCUCAAUUGGAAACUAUGGUUAACUAUCUUAGCCCUCGUCAUUUUCACAACAUUGGCUAUCUCGAUUCUCGAGCGCAAGUUUAAAAUCGCUUUCAUGUCAAUAGUAUUCUCCCACAGUGAGGAUAUCGCGACGAAUUUAGCUCGAGUGGUGGUAGUAGUGUGGAUGCUAGUGGUGCUGGUGUUGCACUCGACUUAUACAGCAAGUCUAGCGGCGAGAUUAACAGUAUUCAAGCUCCAACAAGGCGAUGCAGAUAUAAACAUACUCAUCAGAAACGGAGAUUACGUGGGGUGCCGUGAGGGCACUUUCCUUGUGGAGUUUUUGAAAAGGCUAGGGUUCCACGAAUCGAGGAUCAGGACUUACAAACUUCCGGAAGAAUUCGAGAGUGCGUUGUCUAAAGGAAGCGAAAAGGGUGGUAUAAGGGCAAUGUUUUCUCGGACGCCUUACGCGGAUCUUUUCUUGUCCAAGUACUGUGUUAAGUACAUGAAAGUGGGGUCACCUUAUCUUACGGAAGGGAUUGCCUUUGGUUUCCCGAAAGGGUCGCCGUUGGUUGGCGAUGUGUCUAGUGCUAUUACUGAACUGACGGAUAAUCAGAGGAUAUCGGAAAUAAAGAAACGUUGGAUAAGACAAUCUGGAUGUACUGAAAACGAUCCGUCUCAGUUCGGUUGGACGGAUAUCGGGUUGAAGAGUUUUAAAAUCUUGUUCGGAGUAACGGGGGCUGUCACCGGGGCAUGCGUUCUGCUGUUUUUAGUGUCGUUUCUAUGCAAAAACAGAGAUGAAGUGAAGAGGAUCUACAACGAAACGCACCCCGAUAUUUGGUCCAAAGUCGAAGCAAUUUGCAUGCUUUUUAAUCAACAAAACAUCAGACCGGAGUAG